GUAUAUAAGCAGAACCACUGUCAUUUUCGAAGAAAGCCAAAUUGAAAACAGACUUGUUUUUGUGAUCUAUCGUGUGACACAGUGUGACUUUUCAGAGUUGUUUGUUGUAUAAAUUUUAUAUUGAGUCUUUAAAUAAUAUCAGUGACAAAUUGUUUGUGUAUUAACGGUCAAGAUGCAAAUCUUUGUGAAAACUUUGACUGGAAAAACAAUAACCUUGGAAGUGGAGGCAUCUGAUACAAUUGAAAAUGUAAAGGCCAAAAUCCAAGACAAAGAGGGGAUCCCCCCUGACCAGCAGAGACUUAUCUUUGCAGGCAAGCAACUGGAAGACGGACGCACCUUGUCAGAUUACAACAUUCAGAAGGAGUCCACUCUCCAUUUAGUUCUUCGUCUCCGAGGCGGUAUGCAGAUUUUCGUAAAGACUUUGACAGGCAAGACCAUCACAUUGGAGGUGGAGCCAUCUGACACAAUCGAAAAUGUAAAGGCCAAAAUACAGGACAAGGAGGGGAUUCCCCCCGACCAGCAGAGACUUAUCUUUGCAGGCAAACAACUGGAAGAUGGACGCACCUUGUCAGAUUACAACAUUCAGAAGGAGUCCACUCUCCACUUAGUUCUUCGUCUCCGAGGCGGUAUGCAAAUUUUCGUGAAGACCUUGACAGGCAAGACCAUCACAUUAGAGGUGGAGCCGUCUGACACAAUCGAAAAUGUAAAAGCCAAAAUUCAGGACAAAGAGGGGAUUCCACCUGACCAGCAGAGACUUAUCUUUGCAGGCAAGCAACUGGAAGAUGGUCGCACCUUGUCAGAUUACAACAUUCAGAAGGAGUCCACUCUCCACUUAGUUCUUCGUCUCCGAGGCGGUAUGCAGAUUUUCGUGAAGACCUUGACAGGCAAGACCAUUACAUUGGAGGUGGAGCCGUCUGACACAAUCGAAAAUGUGAAAGCCAAAAUCCAGGACAAAGAGGGGAUUCCCCCUGACCAGCAGAGACUUAUCUUUGCAGGUAAACAACUGGAAGACGGACGCACCUUGUCAGAUUACAACAUUCAGAAGGAGUCUACUCUUCAUUUAGUUCUUCGUCUCCGAGGCGGUAUGCAAAUUUUCGUGAAGACCUUGACAGGCAAGACCAUCACAUUAGAGGUGGAGCCGUCUGACACAAUCGAAAAUGUAAAAGCCAAAAUCCAGGACAAAGAGGGGAUUCCACCUGACCAGCAGAGACUUAUCUUUGCAGGCAAGCAACUGGAAGAUGGUCGCACCUUGUCAGAUUACAACAUUCAGAAGGAGUCCACUCUCCACUUAGUUCUUCGUCUCCGAGGCGGUAUGCAAAUUUUCGUGAAGACCUUGACAGGCAAGACCAUCACAUUAGAGGUGGAGCCGUCUGACACAAUCGAAAAUGUAAAGGCAAAAAUCCAGGACAAAGAGGGCAUUCCCCCUGACCAGCAGAGACUUAUCUUUGCAGGCAAGCAACUGGAAGACGGACGCACCUUGUCAGAUUAUAACAUUCAGAAAGAAUCUACUUUGCAUCUUGUACUUAGACUAAGAGGGGGCCUGUAAAGUAAGGGGCUACAUUAUUCUCUCUCCAUUCCUGCUAAUGUUAAAAACUAAGGGCAAAUAAAAAACCUCCUAUUGAGUUAAGCGUUUUUAUUUUUCUUUCCUAUCAGUUAUCGUGAUAUUCUUUAUAAGCAGUUCACCAGAUUCACACUCUUUGUUAUAUUGAAUAUAUUUAAAUAAUGUAUUUAAUUUAUUCAUGUCAUGAAUAAACUACCAGCUAUUUAAUUAUAGAGAUCACUUUAAUAUCUGACCUUCAUUAUUUUUUAGUGAUGCAAUGAUGUCGAUUCUGGCAUGAUUCUCUAAAGCUAAACUUAAAUUUGACAAUAGUGUAUCUUUGUCAUUCUUUAUACAGAAUGAAAAGGACAGACUAAUGUUAAAUUAGGUUUUAAGUUUAGAGAAUCCUGCUAGAAUCGAUACCAAUAUGUUGUUAACCUAAGUUACUUAUAACAGUAAUAUGAAUUUUCUGUUGGUAGUUGAAAGUCUGGUUAGUUGAGAAUCUGGUUAAUUGCUGAUAAAGGCACAGUAUAGAUAGCAGCAAACUUCUUGGGCAAAACAACGGGCCACAGUCUUAGAUUAAAACAAAAAGGGUAGAUACAGCACUAGUCUCACAAAAGUGAUCCGCAUAAAUUGUGGCCCAAGGCCACAAUCGCUUUAGUCACAACUUGACAUGCAAAUGACGUACAUGUGAACGUCAAAAAGAAAUAUUGCUAAAAUUUUGUGAUUAUAUGAUAAAACAAUGCCUAAGUGUUGUUUUAAAAAGUGCUCAAAUUGCUCAAGAACUAAAAAUAAAACCGACGGCAUCACUUUUCAUUCGUAAGUACUAUAAAAUAUAUUUUUUCAUAAAAAAUGCUGUUUGUUUUGAAUCUUAUUCGGUAUUUGUUAUUAAGAAAAAGACAACAACACUUGUAAACGUUUGUAUGAGGGAGAAAAAGCAUAAGCGCGAAUAUUUGCCAUUGUAAUGUCAGUCGAGAGUAAAAAUUGGGUAGAGUUAACAAAAAAAAUAUUUCGUAAUUUUUUUUGGAAUAUUAAUUUAUGUAGGUAAAAAAUAUGCUGCAUUUAUUAAACUCAUUACAUUUUGGUUUCUUCGAAGAGUUUUAUUUAUUUUUUCAGACAUUUUAGCUUUAAUAUACUCUGUACUUACAGAAAUGGCGUUUUCAUUCUUUGUAGGGUUUAAAAUUGUUUUUGUAAUCUUCUUCUUCCAGUGCCUCUUCAAUCCUGAAGGUUGGCCGUUAGCUUCCUGUAUGUAGUUCUAUCAGCAGCCAGCCGGAACAACUGUUCGACGGAGGCAAUACCGGUCCACUCCCGGAUAUUCCGGAGCUUCUUUCGAUUAAGAAUGGUUCUAUGUUUUGGAAACUAAUACCGAAAGGAUAGAGCGCGUGAAAGUUUGGGAGAGAAGGCUUGUAAAGUCACUUCUAAGUAAAAAUUGUACCA
This is a messenger RNA of Chilo suppressalis (striped riceborer), 2974 nucleotides long. Lineage: Eukaryota; Metazoa; Arthropoda; Insecta; Lepidoptera; Crambidae. The record is from the annotation of a GenBank genome assembly.